Messenger RNA from Haemonchus placei, 3291 nucleotides. The record is from the annotation of a GenBank genome assembly. NCBI's taxonomy places the organism in Eukaryota, Metazoa, Nematoda, Chromadorea, Rhabditida, Trichostrongylidae.
UUUAACCUAUUCGUCAACCGUCAAUUACGGAUUUCCAAAAACAUUUUCCGUCAAUUUAAGGUCGUGAUAGGACACAUUGGAGCAAUCGGAGCUCUACCCAACUAUGAAAAGGUCUUAGACCUUGCAAGGCAAGAGCUUCUCAAAGACGGAACACUCGGAGAGGAUUUCGAUAUCGAAAUCAUCUCACGAAAUGGUUGUGGAGAAGCUUUUGAAGGAGUAGCUGCAGCUGCCGAUCUGUACCAUAUCGAACACAUCAACACCUUCCUUGGACCGUACUGUAAUGCCGAAAUGAUUCCUGUAGCAACAAUGGCAAACUUUUGGAAUGUACCGAUUAUAGCUUAUAUGGCCUCAGCAAAUGUUCUAUCUAAUAAAAAGAUCUACAAAACCCUGAUACGCACAUCCUUGAGAACAAUGAAUACCAUAGCCGAAUCGACAGCUGCUUUCAUCAAACACUAUAAAUGGAAAAAGCCGGCAAAGGAGUUUUACUGUUAUUAUACUAGUUUUCAGGUCUCGCUAGUGUCGAAUGUAGGUGCAUCGGCUUUCGAAAAGCUCAGCGCUUUUGAACCAGUGCUUAAAAGAAACAACAUAGUUGUGACGAGAAAGAUUCUAUUCGACGAGUCGGUAACUGUUCAAGAUAUACUGAAUGGAGGACAACUGGACGAGAUACGCUCUAACUCAAGAAUUGUAUUGGUGAUGUUUUCUUCAACACGGGACCUAACGGCAGUGUUUCGUGAAGCAACCGCGAAAUAUGGCCUGAGCGAGACGGAGUUUGUCUUCAUCUUCCCAUGGCUUCAGGAAGGUGCCAAUGGAGCUUCACCAUUCGUCGGCAAAGACUCUUCCAGCUUGGACAGGGUGAAGCAGACCUAUUCCAAUUGUGUAUUGAUCGAUGAUACGAAUGGCUUCGACGACCGUAUGAUCACUCCAUUUAUGGAAAGACUCGGUUCAAUCGGUCUUAAAGAGUCAGACAUAUCACUCAACAACAUCUAUGGCUACAUUGCACUGUUUGAUUCGUUGAAAAUGUUUGCGACCGCUGGACGCCGUGUACUGAAUCGAACAGGACAGUUCUCAGCACUUUCUGAUGGUAAACUAAUGUGGAACACCAUGAGAAGGAUCAGCAUCCAAGGAAUGGUCUCAAAUGCCGGAGUUGGUAGUGGAACGGUUAUGUUGGACGAUCUGGCCGAGAGAAUUCCGUACUACUCGGCGUUUUUCGUCGACAAAGCUAGAGAAGAGGCUGACGUUGAUAAUCCUGUUCACGACGGUUAUGGUACUGCAAAGGUACGACCGUUCGCCAAUAUGGCCCCAUCACUGAUCAGCAAUUGCGAUGGUUUGGAAACCGGAACCGGUUGCUUCGAAAUAAAUGUCACCGAGGUUUCGUCAUCUUUUUGGCCAUCGAUUGAUGGUAAUCUGCCUACCGACGAGCCUGUCUGUGGAUUCAGAGGAGAGAAAUGCGACUACACAUUGAUUAUCGUGGCAGCUUCAGCUACUCUCUGCUUCCUGUUGACAAUUGCUGGAGCAUGGGCACUGAGACGAUACUGUGAGACAAAAGCACUGAGUCGCAUGUCUUGGAGGAUAUUCCGAGAUGAUAUGCAAAUCGUCGAUGAGGAGCAAGUAAAAUCGAUGCUUUCAUUGAAUUCACAGAGGACAAAGCUGUCGAACGCCAACAUGUCGCUUCUACAACAUCAUGCCAUCAUUGGAGUAAACACUCAUGCCACAUAUCACAUGUACGAGCAGAGACGACCAAUCAAAUUCAACCGUGCCGACCUUACGCUACUGACAAAGAUGAAGCAGGCCGUCCACGAUAAUUUGAAUCCUUUCCUUGGCAUCGCCUUCAAUGAAAAGUCGGAAUUGUUGAUCUUGUGGAAGUUUUGCUCCCGAGGAACAUUACAGGAUGUAAUCUACAAUGAGCAAUUUGUCUUGGACGAUAAAUUCCAUGGAGCUUUUGUGAAAGAUAUUACUCUGGGCUUGGAAUACCUACACUUAUCAACUAUUGGCUUUCAUGGAGCCCUGACAACAUGGUCAACACUCAUCGACCGUAACUGGCAAGUGAAGCUGACUGAUUACGGAGUAAGUGAUGCUGUAUGCAGAUGGAAGAAACAUGGCAGUAUUAACGAUGAAAUAAUGAAGGAUGGUGAAGAAAAAACGGAAGGAGGCCAGAAAACAGCUAUUCUCUAUGUGGCACCAGAAAUACGGCUUUCAGACGAACAGAAUAAGUCUCGUCGGGUAGAUCAGACAUGGGUAUCACAGUCGUUAGAGAAAAGACGGUCUGCUGAUAUUUACGCUUUUGGAAUGGUGAUGUAUGAGAUCCUCUUCAGAAAUUAUCCAUACAGUGACAAAACCGAUAUUAGUGAGCUGGUAACUAAAGCAAGUGCUGGUGAGAAGAUUUCUCGACCGUCAGUUCAAAAAGACAAGCAACUCCAUCCCGAUCUACAAGCCCUUCUUCAGGAUUGUUGGCAUGACACCCCUGAUGCCCGACCAUCGAUUCGACGUGUUCGAUUAUCCGCCGAUGCCAUCUUGAAGACAAAAGGAAGUCUGGUGGAUUCUAUGACACGAAUGAUGGAGGAAUACGCCAACAAUCUGGAGAAACUUGUAAACGAAAGGACGGGAAUGCUCGAAGAGGCGACUAUUCGAGCUGACAAACUGCUUUCACAGCUCUUACCCAAGUACGUAGCAAACGAACUCAAAAAUGGACGCCCGGUACCCCCGAAAAUGUACAGCUCAGCAACUGUUAUGUUUACUGAUGUGGUCGGAUUCACUAGGCUAUGCGGCUCAUCAACUCCGAUUGAGGUGGUAACCUUGCUGAACAGUGUCUAUUCUGGAUUCGACGAGAUCAUCAACAAGCACGACGGCUAUAAGGUUGAGACUAUCGGAGAUGCCUAUAUGGUCGUUUCCGGGAUUCCCGAAGAAAACGGAAAACGUCACAUCAACAACAUCGCAGAAAUCGCACUUGAUAUCAUGACGUUCCUCGAGACCUACCGUAUACCACACCGUAAAUCUGAACAAUUAGUAAUUCGCGUUGGAUUCCAUAGCGGUCAAGUAGCAGCUGCUGUCGUCGGAUUGAAUUCCCCACGAUACUGUCUCUUCGGUGACACGGUUAACAUGGCCUCUAGAAUGGAAUCAAGUGGCGAGCCAGGAAGAAUACAGCUAUCAGCACAGUCCAAAAAACUUCUCGACAAUGACUAUCCGGAAUUUGUCACAUCGAAACGCGGUGAAAUCGAUGUCAAAGGAAAAGGAGAGUGCUGUACGUAUUGGCUUCUUCGCAAGGAUAACUCCUACUUCAGCAAUGCUACUUGA